UGGCCAUGUAUUGCAAUUCCCGAUUAUGUACGGCCGUCGAUACCGGUUGUCCUCCCAGUCGCACACUUCAGUCCGUCUCGCCCACUGCUAUUUAGGAUAUCACAGGGCGUUGCAUCCCUGCCGUCACUUCGGAUAUCAUCCGAUAAAUUUUCAAUCUAGAUAAACCUCCCAGAAGGCUACUUCGCCCACUUUCCUUUUCCUAUUCACGCGUCCAACGAGAUGACUCUCAACCACCUAGUUCCACGUCUUGCUGUGGCGGCCCGCAAACAGGACGAUAGAGAAACGAAAUUAAAACAUUUUCGGAAUUGGCGCGUCCACGUAGAUCAUGGUGUCUUGAAUGUUAUACCGUUCCUCGCCAAGGGAUUUUCCGACAGGGACAGGGCCAUUCUCCGUUGCGACGCCACAGCACUUGCAGAGGUCGUCCGGAAAGGAGUAUACACGGCAGUAGAUGUUCUAACAGCAUUCAUCAAGGCUGCAGUAGCCGCACAAGAUACAACGAAUUGUCUUACGGAAAUAUGUUUUGAAGAUGCCCUCGAAAGAGCUAGGGAACUCGACGAGCAUAUGGAGAAGACAGGAAAUGUAGUAGGACCUUUGCAUGGCGUGCCCGUUUCAAUUAAAGAUCAUAUAAAAGUCAAGGGCCUCGAUACGUCGACCGGGUAUACUGCAUGGGCUUAUAACACGGUUGCCGAAGAGGACGCCCUGGUGGUUAAAAUAUUACGCGAUGCUGGCGCCAUCAUCUAUGUUAAAACCCAAAACCCCCAAACCCUCUUAUCUUUGGAGACAAAUAACAACGUGUUUGGUCGCACAUGCAAUCCAUUCAACAGGAGUUUAACUGCAGGGGGCAGCAGCGGAGGUGAGGGUGCGUUGAUUGCUUGCGGCGGGAGUCCUUUGGGCGUUGGGACAGAUAUAGGUGGGAGUGUCAGAGUCCCAGCAGCGCAUUGCGGCUUGUAUGGUUUGAAAGGUUCUGUGGCUCGUCUACCUCACUCGGGUCUGCUUGGAUCAUAUGACGGAUUGGAUGCCAUCAUUGGUUGCGUUGGGCCUAUGGCCACUUCGGCUAGGGAUCUUGCAUUAUUUUGCUCGGUUAUGUUGGAGGCCGAACCAUGGCUUAGGGAACCUCCCCUCCUUGAGAUGCCGUGGAAAGAGAACGUUGCACGGGGCCACGGAUUACCGGAAAGGCUGUCCAUAGCCAUCCUGUAUGACGAUGGCGUCGUCAGGCCGCAUCCACCGAUCUUGCAAGCACUAGACAUGUACAAGCAGGCUCUUGAAAACGCGGGUCACGAAGUCAUCAAAUGGGAUCCGUUGGACCAUCAGAAAGGUUGGGAUUUAAUUGUCAAGCUCUACUUGUUGGAUGGUGGUGCGGAGUAUCAUGAAACCAUCCAAGCUGGAGGAGAAUGGGAAGUGCCUCAGUCGAAGUGGAUCCUCGACCAUGCACGUGGCAGGCGGCCGUAUACGCCACAUGAGAUCCUGCGCUUGAACGUGGAACGUGAGGCGUUUCGGGCCAACGCACUUGCGCACUGGAACGCUACCAAACAUCGCACGGCAACGGGUCGUCCUGUAGAUGCCAUCCUUUGUCCUGUCGCUCCGACGUUAGCACCUCCCCACGACUCCACGUCUUGGUGGGGUUACACAUCCCACUGGAACUUAUUGGAUCUCCCUGCUGUAGUAUUUCCUGUUGGACAAUACUCGGCUCCGAUGUGGGUGCCAGCUGAUCUCUCACCGCCCCGCAACGCAAUGGAAGAUUUCAUCACAAGACAAUGGAGCCCUGACACCUAUGACCAUGCACCGAUCAGUCUUCAGUUAGUUGGCCGCAGGCUUAACGAGGAGCGUUUGUUGGCAAUUUUGGGGGUCAUCGAGAACGUGAUGCCCCCGGCGGACUCCGUUCCUUUCUCGAGGCGUUUUAGUCACGGUACCAAUGGCCACUACAAGGCCACGGAUGGCUAACACUAUUCGUUAGACUGAUGUCGUUUCUUAGAAUUUAUUGCCUUCUCAU
This is a messenger RNA of Pisolithus orientalis, 1990 nucleotides long. Its product is annotated as amidase signature domain-containing protein. NCBI's taxonomy places the organism in Eukaryota, Fungi, Basidiomycota, Agaricomycetes, Boletales, Pisolithaceae. The transcript is spliced from 4 exons. The record is from RefSeq and is a predicted model, not a curated record. Bases 220 to 1941 code for a protein of 573 amino acids.